UUUAGUAGCUUCUAGCUCAUGUAUAUAUAUAUGUAUCAUUAUUCACUAUAAUCAAUUAAUGAGAAUAAUUCAAUUCAUCCAUUUCUCUCUUCUUCUCUAAAUUCUUUGUUCUGUACUUUACUUCCGCUUCUGUAACUACUGUAAUUUUGUAUUCUUUGUAUGAUCAAUGAGUUCAUACACUUGAACUCAUAAUAUUCUUCAUGGUAUCAUAGCAAUACUGGAACAAUCCAGUAGAUUACGAUCCGUUCUUGGCUACAUGCUCAAGUUCUUGACAGUUAUUUGGACUGUCAAUCAAUUUCUGGUUUUUUCUUUCUCUGAAAGUCGGUGUUUGAUAAAAUACUUUCAUGGCUGCAGCUGCCAGUUCUGAGACUAACAAUGGACAUUCUGCACCAUUCAAUGUUCAUUCAUCUCAACCCUCAGUUACUACAAUUGAUCAUAAUCAUCCUUUGUUUUUGUCAACUAUUGAUGAUCUCUCCACUGGCAAGGUGAAGAUGAUUAGUACAGAGAGUCAUGGUCUAUACUUCUUAAUGAAUCAAAGGCUACCAGGAAGCAAGGAAGCUGAAACUAGUUCUAAUUUUACUGUUAAGACAGUUUCGAAUAGAGAAGAUUUUAUUCUUUGGAUAAAAGAUUAGGCCAUGCAUCUAGCAAAAAUGUUCUCAUACUAAUUCGUGAUACUAAGAUAGAUGUAGUGAACACUUUGAAUAAAUGUAGAAUUUUUCCUUGUGCUAAGAAAUCAAGACUUCCUUUUCCAAAAAGCUUGUCUAUAAGUAAUAAUGCUUUUGAUUUAAUUCACAUGUAUGUGUGGGGGCCGUAUAAGGUUCCUACUUAUGAUGGGCAUAAAUGUUUUCUAACUGUUGUUGAUGAUUAUUCUAGAAUGACUUGGGUAUUCUUACUUAAGCUAAAGUCGGAUAUUAUUGUAGUUCUUAAGCAGUUCAUUGCUCAUACUCAUACUUAGUAUAAUGCUAGAGUUAAGAUUGUAAGUGACAAUGGAACUGAGUUUGUGAACCAAUCAAUGACAGAAUUGUUUCACACACUUGGCAUUGUCCAUCAAAGAUCUUAUCCAUACACACCUCAAUAAGAUGGAAUAGUUGAAACAAAACACAGACAUAUCCUUGAAAUAAUUAUAGCUAUCAGGUUUCAAGCUAAUAUUCCAUUAAAAUACUGGUGUAUAUGUGUACAAACUGUUGUUUAUCUCCUUAAUAGGCUUCCUUCUUCAAUUCUUAAUGGUGUUUCCUCUUAUGAAAACCUGCAUGGUAGACAACUAUCUUUACAACACUUAAAAGUAAUUGGCUGUUUGUGCUAUGCCAAAGUGUUAAAUAUGUCUGAUAAGCUUAUGCCUAAGACUAAGAUGUCAAUAUUAAUGGGAUACUCUGAUAUCCAAAAAGGAUAUAUCUUAUUUGAUCUCAUUGAUAAGGUUUUUUUUGUGCAUAGGGAUGUGUCCUUCAGGGAAUAUAUCUUCCCAUUCAAGUUAAAUUCUAUGUCUUCAACACAAAACCUGUUCACAACAUCUGCUCCACUGGACAUAUAUGAUAAUGAGAGUGAACUUCACUUCACUCUAUCUGCAUUACCAUCCACCUCAGAAUCAGAGUUGAUCAAUAAUAUUCCAUCAGUGGAGGUUGAUCCCAUUGAGGAGGAGCAAUCUGCAGAAAAUACUAUCAUACCUAUACAACCAGCUGUUGUUCUAACUAUCUCCAGAAGAUCUACUAGAACCACUCAUCCUCCUAGAUGGAUGAAGGACUUUGUGUCCAUAUACAAUGUUCCGUAUACAUUGUCUAACUACCUGGAUUAUGAUGCUUUACAUCCUAACUAUCAGAGUUUUUUAGCAUCUUCUUCUACUAACACUGAACCUACAUCUUAUGCUGAAGCUAUUCAAGAUCCUAGAUGGAUAGCAGCAAUGCAAACUGAGAUUGAAGCCUUGGAAACUAAUCAGACACAUGGAAGGUUGUUAACUUACCACCAGGAAAGACACAUAUUGUUUGUAAGUGGAUAUACAAAAUCAAGUACAAGGCCACAGGUGAAAUAGAAUGGUUCAACGCAAGACUUAUUUCCAAGGGAAAUAGUCAAAAGAAAGGAAUUGACUAUCAAGAAACAUUUAGUCCUGUUGUUAAAAUGGUAACUCUGAGGACAGUCUUAUCAAUUGCUACAUCUAAAGGAUGGAACAUCCAUCAAAUAGAUGUCUUCAAUGCCUUUAUACAAGGUGAUCUACAUGAUGGAAUUUACAUAGAAUUGCCACAAGGUUUCAAGAGCCAGGAGUAAGACAAGUGUGCAGACUCUUUAAAUCCUUAUAUGGGUUAAAGCAAGCCCCUAGACAAUGGAAUGCUAAACUCUCGGAGGCUCUUAUCAAAUAUGGUUUUACUUAAAGAUAAUAUGAUCAUUCUUUAUUAGCAGAAAGACAAAUUCAGGUAUGAUAUUCUUGUGACUGGAGAUGAUUUACAGUAGAUAAUAGACACUAAAGAAGCACUACACAAAGAUUUUAAGAUCAAAGACUUGGGAGAUUUAAAGUAUUUUUUAGGAAUUGAAUCUGCAAGAUCAAAAAAAGGAAUAUUUAUGAAUUAAAGAAAGUAUGUUUUAGAACUGUUAGCUGACACAGGUCUUACUUCUGCAAAACCAACUAAUACUCCAAUAGACUCUACAAUCAGGCUAACAACUAUGGAAUAUGAUCAUCACAAUAAGGAAAUAGUUGAUACACAAUAUGUGAUACUUGUAGAUAAAGGGUCGUAUCAAAGACUUAUAGGGAAAUUUUUAUACCUAAUUAUUACUAGGCCUGACAUCUCUUAUAGUGUUCAAAUUUUGAGUCAGUUCCUACAAUCACCAAAGAAGUCACACAUGGAUGCUACCUUAAGAAUAGUUAGAUAUAUCAAAGGAAGUCCAGGAUCAGGUUUUUUACUAUCAAGCAACAAAUGUGACACUCUAAAAACACAUUGUGAUGCAGGCCACAUGUCCCUUCUCAAGAAGGUUCAUUACUGGUUUUUCUAUUAAACUUGGUGAUUUUUUGGUAUCUUGGAAAUCAAAGAAACAAGUAACUAUAUCCAGGAUCUCUGCAGAGGCUGAAUACAGGAGUCUUGCCUCAACAGUAGUUAAACUAACUUGGUUAAUUGGACUAGUCACAAAUCUUAGAAUUCAUGUUAAGUUACUAGUUAGUAUUCUUUGUGAUAGCAAAGUUUCUAUAUAAAUGGUUGUCAAUCCAUUCCAUCAGGAAAGAACAAGGCUCGUUGAGAUUGAUUGCCACUUCGUGAGGGAAAAAAUUCUACAAGUCCAAGUCAAGACUGAAUACAUUCCUUCUCAAGAUCAACUCACCAAAGGACUAACUAGGAUUCAACAUGAGCACUUACCUUCCAAACAUGGGAUGAUAAACAUCUUUAUCCCCCCAAGUUUGAGUAGGAGUGUUGAGGAACAAAAUAAAGGAAAUAAGUUAAGUUGACAAAGUUAGUGUUGGGUUUAAUUGAUGUGAAUAGAAAAUGGAGGGACACAACCUUUGAGGGAAAGACAUAUUGUUUUGGAAAAGGAGUGACUGUUAAGAAAAAGACACAAUGUUUCAAAUGAACAGACAUGACUCUGCCAAAGGAUACACCUUUUCAGAACCAUAGCCACCUUUUGGAAAGGGCACUUGAUGGCUAUAUAAACCUGUAUUUAUCCACAGGUUUAGGUAAAAAAAAAUUCUGCCAAAAACUCUUCUUGUUUGCUGAAAAUAUACUCCGUGUGAUCAUCUAAUUGUUGAGUGAGUUUGAAGAGAAUCCGAUCUUUUGAGGUACUACAGUCGGAUUGUUAGGCCAUUUUAUCCUAGGAGGAAAAUUCUGCAACCCCGGGUACUUGAGGGGAAUUAUUUCCUUAGGGACACUACGUGA
Capsicum annuum is the source of this 3845-nucleotide messenger RNA. RefSeq lists its product as uncharacterized. NCBI's taxonomy places the organism in Eukaryota, Viridiplantae, Streptophyta, Magnoliopsida, Solanales, Solanaceae. The coding region runs from base 1319 to 2023 and encodes 234 amino acids. The record is from RefSeq and is a predicted model, not a curated record. The transcript is spliced from 2 exons.